AUGGAGUCUGGAGGUUCGCUGAAGGCGUACAAUGCGAAGUACUGGGAAACUUACAAUGAGAUCCUUGACUGCCCUACCAAUCUGGCGAUUACUCAAUACAAGCGUGGUCUCCCAGUCGGACAUAGGCUACGAGAUUCGCUUACAAUGCACCAGCCCACAACCAUGGAGUCCUUAAUGCAACAGAUCAAUGAACACAUCCUUGUGGAGGAUGAUGCUGCUUCAGCAGCUGAUAAGGCUAAUCCGGUCGCGGCGGACAGAAGAAUGGCGGGGAAGGUUCACUUGGUGGGGCAGGAGGACAACCGCCCAAACAACCGGUCAAAAGAUCAACGUCGUGGCUCAAACCGCGAUGAUAGAAGCAAAGGUCGCAGAAACGACCGAGCUAACGCUCCUCGCGAUGAAGAGGAAAAUGCCAAGAGAAAAUUAAAAGGGCACUGGACGGAGGACUGCUUGCCGCUCAAACAACAUUUGGAGGGGCUGGUGGCGGCGGGACAUCUGGACCAAUACAUAAAUGAGGGUAUGAAAGCCACUCCACUGGGACAAACCGAGCCAAACGGCCUAGCCGCCCUGGACGCAGCGCCACAAGGCGUAAUCAAUGUCGUUCAUGGCAUCAUUGAACUGGCACGGGUCUGCGAGCUGAGAGAGAUGAUCAAGAAAGCCGAGCACAUAAGGGAGGUGCUCUCCGUUCAACCCGCUGUGAAGAAAGGAAAGACUGAAGAAAAAGAUAUCCUUACCUUUUCAAGUAAGGACUUAGAGAGAAUUCAAGUGCCCUACAAUGACGCCCUAGUAGUGACUCUUCGCGUCAAAGACUUCGACAUCAAAAGAAUUUUGAUUGACCAGGGGAGUUCAGUUGAAAUCAUGUAUUAUGACACGUUCAAACAAAUGAAGUUGGAAGACAAGGACUUAGCCCAUGCAACGUCUCCUUUGGUUGGCUUCAACUCUCAACCAAAAUGGCCAAUAGGAAAGACCAUAUUACCGGUCAAAGCGGGUUCAGUCAUGAAGCAAGUAGAGUUCUGGGUGCUUAAGGUCUCAUCCACCUACAACUUAAUCUUGGGCAGGGGCUGGUUGCAUGCCAUGCAAGUAGUAGCGUCGACCUACCAUCAGGUUAUGCGCUUCCUGGCACCAACCGGGCAGGUAAAAGAGGUUUGGGGAGACCAGGUAAUGGCAAAACAGUGCUUUGUUAUGGUGAACGGCAGCUGA
Molecule: messenger RNA, 1197 nt
Organism: Camellia sinensis
Lineage: Eukaryota; Viridiplantae; Streptophyta; Magnoliopsida; Ericales; Theaceae
Source: RefSeq, a predicted model, not a curated record